This is a messenger RNA of Schistocerca serialis cubense, 332 nucleotides long. RefSeq lists its product as uncharacterized. Bases 12 to 332 code for a protein of 106 amino acids. The record is from RefSeq and is a predicted model, not a curated record. NCBI's taxonomy places the organism in Eukaryota, Metazoa, Arthropoda, Insecta, Orthoptera, Acrididae. The transcript is spliced from 2 exons.
GCAGCCGUGACAUGGCCCGCUGCUGCCUGCUCCUGUUCGCCGUGGCUGCCUUCGCCAUCCUGGUGGAGAGCCGCCCGGCUGACACAGACACUGCUGACACUGGAUCCAGCAGCCCGGCGGAAGCGGAAGGCGACGCUGGGAACAACGGCUUCCACUUCAGCAGUGCGGUCCGAGAGCUCUUCACAGGUCUCCGCUCGGGUAACGCCACGCAGGACUCGCAGCAGCCGCACCACUCGCCGCUGAGCGCUCUGCGAGAAGCAGCGGUGGGCGCGAUCCAGCGCGCGAGGCAGCGAGGAGCCGAAGGCGACGGCGACGAGGGGACCAGCGCCUAA